CCAGUCCCAUUUUUUGAUGGUUUUUUUUUAACAGUUUACAUUGGUUCCUUACCUGUGACACCGAUAUACUUUUUCUUGCUGAGCUGCACUAAAUUCAGCAGCGAUUACUAUGAAAGAACGCUGUUAAACUGAAUAAAGUUUUAACUAGACCAAUACUCAGUUUACAAGGAGGCCUAUGCUACGCAACAAACUGCAUCCGGGGGCUUGAUUUAAAAAUGUAAUCCAGAGGAAGACAGGCUGUUCUGGGAUUGGGAGACGCCCGUUGCAUAACCAGUGGUUUAGUGAGAGAGUUACAGUUUAGCAGCGUAGACGAUACGGUCCUGGAGUUAGAUUAGCUUCUCCACUUCCAAAUUAUAAACCGAACACACCUGAUUUUUUGAAAAAAAGCAGCUGAUGUCAUGAGAGGUAGACUGUCCUAAACCUAACCAAACACAAGUCAUGACUGAAGAAAUCAACAGUUGUAUAGAAAGCAGUACUUGGGAGACUGUCGCUGCCACUGUCAAUCGUCUUUUCAUGUGCCUACUAUUCUAAUAUGUCAAUAUAGUGACAAAAUACCAGCCAACAAGCCCGGGUCGCGCUGGUGUCGGACAGAUAGAUUAAAAAAAAACAAAAAAAAAAAAACAUCAAAAAGCCAGUUUCGCCGACGAGAGCACCGAGACGGGAUUUGGUGCUCAGAAUCACUGCACAGACACAACAAAAUGGACUGAUAUAGCGCACAAACAAAGCCUCUUUUUACAAGUGAAGCAAACUUGUUGAGUAUGGAUGACAGCAGUGGGGUGGACAGCCCACAAGGGACAAAGUGCCAGCAGCCACCUUCCCUGAAAUCUUUUUGCAGUUCUGACUCUCUGAAGACCUACGAAAGAAGAGCCACUAAGUAUUUAAGACCUCUCAUAGGAAAUGCCCUUGGUCUAAACAUGCUGGGACAUGGCAAGAAGCUUGGUGAAAAUCCCCAGGCUGUAACAUCACCAGCAGUCAGCAGCAGAACCAAGUACAUUGUUGUGCAGGGACGUCGCUUCCAGCAUGCUUAUGCACAAGCUGUCAUAAAAAACCCAGCCCAAAGUCUUGAUCUGAAGGAAAGAAAAGAAUACCCCCCUCAUGUCCAAAGACUAGAAUUUGACAGCAUAAUUCUGACUUGUCCAGAGAGUACAGAAAAUAGGAACCGGGUAUCGGACGGGGAAAUUCAAAAGCGUAUUCAGCAAAAGCGACACCCUUCUUCAGAGGUAAUUGAUUGUUUUUCACCAAAGAGUGUUUCUAAAAAGGUGAAGGAAUUAGACCCUGAUGUCUACUUAACACUCUGUGGAAAUUGUAGCAAGCCAAGUGAAGAUCAUGUGAACUGUGAAAACUGCGGGCAGUCUCUCUUGCAGAAUGCAACAAGUUGCAUAAAUCAUACUAUCAAAGUAACUGAAAAUGCAGGACAUCUGUCUCGACCGUCAAUUUAUGCACUUUCUGCAGGACCAAAACGUUUAACCCAAGGUAUUCCUAGCAAGAGUUUUUGUAAUUCACCGAUGAUGGAUGUCGUAAUGACUUCUCCAGCAUGCGCUACCAGAAGCAACGGGAGAGCUGAACUGGCUGGAGGAACAAGCCCUGCGUCAACAAAGAUGUCAAGAAGCAGAAAGCAGCCUGUAUCCAAACUACAUGAGCUGAACGAUCCAAUUGUGUUGUCCAGUGAUGAGGACGAGGAAAUAGACAAUGCCAGCACAGGCAGCGUGAGCAGGAUGGCCAGUGUGUCUCCUCGCCCCUCAGACUCGGCACACUCCUCUCCAGCACCCUCUGGUGGAAGAGUUGAGGCAUCUGCAGAGACCACCAGUGACAUCAGAAUACCAAGAAAAACACCAAUCAAAGACCAGUUUGGUAACAAUGUGCCUGACAGCAUCAUGAGCAAACGUCGAAAAGUUGUACAGAUACACCCUGGUGACCUGCAUACCAAAUUGGAAAGCAUCAUUCUGGAUUGUCGAAGCAUACGGAUAGGAUCACUACGCAGAAUGGUGACUAAACCAGUCAUUUUUACCCUAGAGUACAUCCAAAUUGAUACUAACGCUCCUACAGAGGAUGGUGUGCAGCAGGUUAUGCUGAGAACAUCAGAACUCGUCCGCUGUGAAUGGUGCUCAGCCAAAAAGUUGCCAGUCAUCUUUUUCCAAACCACACCAGGGGCCUGUUUGAGUCUACAGACACAUUUGAAAAUGUCCAGGGAGAACGGAGGGGUGUGGUAUGAUUGCAAAGGAGCUAGUCCUGAUGAACAAUACAUUGUCUUGAUUUUUGAGAAUGGGUUAUCUGCACAGGAGCACGCUAUAUUGGAAGAAAUACUUCAAGCAGUUGGCACGGCUAAUGAAAUAAGUGACUUUUUGGUGAAAUUAAAUUUUGAAGAAGCAAACAGAAGGCUAGUGCGAUUUACUAAAAGCUAUGUGGAAAAUUCUCAAAAGGACAAGCAGGCUUGUGACUCGAGCAUGCUGCCGCGCACCAUUGCAACACGUCUUCAAACUUCAGCACACCAAUUCUUUGAGGAUGAUGAAGAAAUGGCAGAUAAGCACACUGUCUUUACAGGCCCAAUUGAAAAGUUAAUAGUGUAUCCGCCAGCCCCUGCCAAAGGUGGUAUUUCUGUCACAAACGAGGAUCUCCUCUGUUUAAAUGAAGGAGAAUUUUUAAAUGAUGUCAUCAUUGAUUUUUAUUUAAAAUAUCUGGUCCUUGAGAAGUUAAAGAAAGAAGAUGCCCAGAGGAGUCAUGUGUUCAGCUCCUUCUUCUACAAGAGGCUCAAUCAGAGAGAGAGAAGAAACGUUCAGGACACUGCUAACCUCACAAUACAGCAGAGAAAACACAAGAGAGUGAAAACCUGGACUCGCCAUGUGGACCUUUUUCAAAAGGAUUUCAUUGUCGUCCCUAUAAAUGAAUCAGCCCAUUGGUUUUUGGCUGUCAUUUGUUAUCCUGGUUUGAGUAGCCCUCAGCAUGAACCAAAUCCUUUGUACAAGUGUCCACUGAUAACGAUGAACAGUUCCACAGCGGAAGAGAGCAGUGUUUCAUCUCCAGAGGAACCGGAUAAUACAGCAGGAAGACUUCAUUCCACGAGGGUGUUUAACCCUCCAAACACACCCAGUAAAGCACCUGCCCUAGAUGCUAUAGACACAAGUGCAGACAGUGACUCUAAUAGAGCUGUUUUCAAAGAGGAAAACUGUAAUGGCAAUAUGUUGGAGGAAUACAGGACUGUGACCGACGAACCAGAAAUGGCAGAGAACAGCACUAAAGGAGUAAACGGGGCACUGGUUGAACAAACAAACACUUGUCUACAUUAUAAAGAUGGCUUGCAAAGGAUCAGGGUUAGUUACAGUCCCUCAAUAAACGGAGAUGAUGACACGUUCACUUUUUCUGAUGAUCAAGACUCCAGCCAGGAGGAAGCUAGUGACGAUGGCGCUCUUGCUGAUGACCCAAUGAAUUCUGCAGAAAGUAGACACUGGCAUCUGAGGCCCACCAUUUGUAAGCAGCCUUGUAUUCUGAUUAUGGAUUCGUUAAGAGGCCCUACCAGAUCAAAUGUGGUGAAGACGUUACGUGAGUAUUUGGAAGUUGAAUGGGAGGCGCGAAAGGGAACUAAAAGAAGUUUCCCUAAAGAGUUAAUGAGGGGUUCCAGUCCUCGAGUCCCACAGCAAGACAACUUCAGUGACUGUGGUGUUUAUAUCCUGCAGUAUGUGGAGAGUUUCUUUGAGAAUUCAAUCCCGAGUUUUGAUCUGCCGAUGAACCUGACUGAUUGGUUUCCCCAGCACCGAAUGAAGAAAAAACGGGAAGAGAUCAAAGAGCUAAUUCUGAAACUACAAGAGCAGCAGCAAACAGAUAGGAUAGGGCAGACAAAUCCUGGAACAGAAGCAUUAUCAGAACUAGGUCCAGAGAACACCAGUGCUAGCUGCUCUGACUGAAACCUGCUUGUACACGUGCUAGUGCUGCCCAAGCGUGUGGAACUCGUCUCAUCUUUAAUCACAGCAGCAGAGUCCUCCUGGAAGCAGCAUGGGAGUAUAUGUGCUAGUGCUGCCCAAGUGUGUGGAACUCGUCUCAUCUUUAAUCACAGCAGCAGAGUCCUCCUGGAAGCAGCAUGGGAGUAUAUGUGCUAGUGCUGCCCAAGCGUGUGGAACUCGUCUCAUCUUUAAUCACAGCAGCAGAGUCCUCCUGGAAGCAGCAUGGGAGUAUAUGUGCUAGUGCUGCCCAAGUGUGUGGAACUCGUCUCAUCUUUAAUCACAGCAGCAGAGUCCUCCUGGAAGCAGCAUGGGAGCACCCUUGACUCUACGCUGCUGGAUUUGUUUAUUUUUUUAUAAUAGUUUUGUCAAAUUCCCUCCAAAAACUUAUGAAAUGUUGUUAAAUAAAGUAUGUACAUACGUUAAUGUUGCCAGUCGUGCAACAUUUGUAAUUCGUUUUUCACUUGUUACUUUCAAUUUAGUUAAGUAUUUUCCGUUAGUAGCAGCGAAAUAGUGAAGUAAAACUAUGAUCAAAUUAAAUGGUUUAUGGAUCUUAUUUUCCUUUUUUUGGUUUUAAGAUGGUUGCAUCUUCCAUUUUGGAGGUGAUAAAAUGAAUUAAAUUAUAAGUUACAUAAA
This is a messenger RNA of Polyodon spathula (Mississippi paddlefish), 4568 nucleotides long. It is a transcript of the gene senp6a, whose product is annotated as SUMO specific peptidase 6a. The record is from RefSeq and is a predicted model, not a curated record. The coding region runs from base 759 to 3899 and encodes 1046 amino acids. Lineage: Eukaryota; Metazoa; Chordata; Actinopteri; Acipenseriformes; Polyodontidae. Gene Ontology annotation, molecular function: SUMO-specific endopeptidase activity. Gene Ontology annotation, cellular component: nucleus; cytoplasm. Gene Ontology annotation, biological process: regulation of kinetochore assembly; protein desumoylation; regulation of spindle assembly. The transcript has 23 exons.